Messenger RNA from Rhizophagus irregularis DAOM 181602=DAOM 197198, 615 nucleotides. The record is from RefSeq and is a predicted model, not a curated record. NCBI's taxonomy places the organism in Eukaryota, Fungi, Glomeromycota, Glomeromycetes, Glomerales, Glomeraceae.
GGACGAUAUUGAAAAUAGUACUUCCAAUGCCAUUUCCUUCGAGGCUGCAGUAUCUGCAGGAACUCUUGGAACUCCUUGUCAAAUGGGAUUAUCAUCAAGACGCAAUUUAUACUUGUUAAAUCUUCAAUUACGCGAAAAGGUAUCUGAACGAACUAAUGAAAUUCAAUCAUCAACGCCGGACGUUCCAACAAAUUCAAAGAGAAAAGAUUCUGGUAAUAGUGAUUAUAGCAGUGGAAGCAUUGGUUACAAUGAUGUAAAGAGGAGUUUAAAUGGUCGAAGAUUAAAGAAUGGUCCAUCAACACCAAAUGAUGAGAAUAUUUCUCCUUCAAUAGAGCUUGGAAAUUUACAUUUAGAACGCACAAGUUCUCUCAAUAGUCAAUUUUUUAAACGCACAAGGUCCUGCAGUCAACCUUUAGAACGUUCCAGAUCCAGUGAUCAACAUUUAGAACGAAGAAAACCUAGUGUUCAAUUUUCAAGUUCGCUUCACGUUGGGUCAACAAUUCUUGCACAUAGUCGACAAAGUAGUUUAACAAGUCUUUACUUAGAAUCAGGUGGGAAUGUUUCACGCGAUAGCGGACAUUUUGGCAAUUGUUGAUAAGCGAAGAUCACAAAGCA